Messenger RNA from Guyanagaster necrorhizus, 959 nucleotides. RefSeq lists its product as uncharacterized. The transcript is spliced from 4 exons. Lineage: Eukaryota; Fungi; Basidiomycota; Agaricomycetes; Agaricales; Physalacriaceae. The record is from RefSeq and is a predicted model, not a curated record. The coding region runs from base 109 to 840 and encodes 243 amino acids.
GCAACCGUCGCACCGCCCUGUUGCCUAGUUGACGGUAAAAUAUGUAGAAUCUACUCCUCUUUCUUUGAUUCAAAGGCAUUCAAACCUCACACUCUCCUUCAAUAUUUCAUGACCCCAGCCACAUUUGAAAGUGCACGGGACAGGCCUUCUGGCUAUAUCAUGCAUUCUGGGAGUUCGUUAAGAUCGCCGCGCGAUAGCAACAACACAAACGUCGAUCGCCUCUCGUAUGGUAGUAAUAGAGACGACCAAACUGGUCACCACAGAAGUAGUACGUAUCAAGGAGACUGCACCUCCGGAACCUCCAAAAAUGCCCUCACUUCAAGUUCCACAGGCCAGGAAACGACUUCUUCCACCGCCAUGAGUGCAAUAAGCAGCGGCGUGACCAAGUCUGGACCAUUCACAAGCAAUAUACCCUCACAUUCUGCAUCUUCUUCGUCUUCCUUAAACGGCAGUGCAAUACAGGCGGGAGAAAGUACAAUCAAUUCGACGAAGACCCACGUCAACACGGACGCCGUCAUUGGCGGCGUCAUUGGCGGCGUCGUCAUUCUCUCUAUUGCAGCACUUAUAUUCUUCAUUUUCUUCCGACGCUAUUGGCGCAUGAAACACACAGCUCCAUCCGCCGAAUUCCUGCACCCCAACUCACCCUUCCAACGCUUGAAUACCGUUAUGGGUCCUCCCACGGGCACCCGUGCUGUAUUCGAUAUGCUCCUGAGCGCAAAUGGUGAUGCUCAUAUCACAGGCGGCAGAAGUUUGCUACGCUCUUUAUCGCUGCGCGAAAAUAGGCCUCCCACUUUGGAAAAGGUUGCCACGCACAUAGAUACUUCGGUACAUGCUCUUUGACGGUUCUCCAUCUGAGAUCGUUUGUACCGCACGAGAUCGUGAUAGAUUUCUUCACGUCUUCCCGUGCUUUGUAUCCAUAUACUAGCUGCCUGCAUUCAGUGUAUUUUUAUUGGACCUAG